Messenger RNA from Symbiodinium pilosum, 1692 nucleotides. NCBI's taxonomy places the organism in Eukaryota, Dinophyceae, Suessiales, Symbiodiniaceae. The record is from the annotation of a GenBank genome assembly.
GUGUCCCAGCAGACGCCUUCGGUCAGAGGGGCAAGACUGCAUGCGCUCAGCUUGGACUUCGAUGGUGCACCGGUCCUGUUAGCGGAUCAAGCUGAUGCAGGCUUUCCGGUGGCGGGCAUUAUUGCAGUGGCAGUAGUCGCGUUGGGUGCUGCGUUGCUCUUUGCCAGCAAGUCUCAGCCGCGGAAGGAUGGCGCCAAGGAAGAGGAGCUGCCGCCCUGGACCGACAUGGUGCAAGUCACUCGGGACGUGCUCAGUGGACAGCCGUUCGACUCAGUCCUGCUCAACAUGCGUGCCCGCCAUGGCGAUGCCUUCCGCAUCUACGUGCCGAGCCUGUUCGGGGAGGUCUUCGUGCUGAUGGGGCUGAAGGCCAAUCAGUUCGUCUUCACCGAGCAGGAUAAGAACCUUGACCAGGCCCUGGGCGGAGUUGUUGGGACAGCUGUCUCAGGCAAGAAGACCAUGGGAACCAAGGAGCGUAAAGCCACAGAGUCGGGGAAGAUCUUCGACAAGGCUUCUGCUGCCUUCUUCGCCAACAAGCAAGCGUUGACCCGGGCGACGCAGAUUUUUGUAGACUCUGCGGAGGACUUCUGCGAUCAGAUCCAGGGCACGCUCAAGUCAGACAAGAACGUCUUCGAACAGCUGUGGACCUAUGUUGUCCAGACCAAUGCAGACAUGCUUUACGGCAACGGCGAGAAUGCCGGAAGAAUAGUCUGCAAGACCAUCGACAGCAUCAACAAGGACGGCCUUUUCUCGCCACAGGUGCGCCAGGCGGGGGACGACCUCCGGUCCGUUCUCAACGAGAGAUACGAGGAUCGGAAACAGCAUCCUGAGAAGUACGAGGGGGAGGAUUCCCUGUUCGAGGAGUUUUUCCUGCUUUCCAAAGGUGAGGCAGAUGAUGAGAUGCUGCAAGGUCUACAGCAGUUCAUGCUGACCCUGCAGCUUGCGGCGAACGGAAACCAGCUGGUGACCAUCCGAUGGCUGAUGUCUCAUGUCUAUGGAGACCCAGCGAUCCUGGCUGGCAUCCGGGCGGAGGUGGACGCCCUGCUUCUCAAGAAGGGCUGCGGCAUCCGAGAUCUGAAGCUCGAUGACCUCCUUGGGCUGAGCUUGACCAACGCCUGCAUCACGGAGGCAGUGAGGUUACACAGUGACAUUCCUGCGAAGCUCACGCUGCGAACUGCAGAGAUUCCCAUGGAGUUCGGUGGGUAUAAGAUUCCUCAGGGUGCCACAAUCUUCUUGUACGCCGAUGCCGUUCACAAGGACGAGAAGUACUUUAAGGAUUCUGGCUCCUUCUGUCCGCACCGCUAUACGGAUCCAGAGACCUUCAAUCAGAUGAACAGAGAGAGGGAGAUUGUGACAUUUGGCCAUGGCAGAAAGCGCUGCACUGGCGAGCUGCACGCUAGAUCACAAAUCUCUGCUCUCCUGGCAUCGUUCGUCAUGAGAUUCGACAUGGACCUCGUCACCGACGAGUCGGACAAUCGGAUGCCCGAGGACCACGAUGGCCCCUUCGUUUUUGACACGGCCAACACCCUGAAGUUGGUAAACCUGCGUGCGAGAGCAGGAGGUGAUGCCGGCCAGACUGCGGCAGUGGCCUCUGUGGCCACGGCGGCCUUGCCAGGCCGGCUGUCUCCGCCCACUGAGGGCAGCUCUGGUGGUUCCUGCCCCUUCAGCGGUGUGUUCGGCAGCCGCCGGCCGUGA